AAAACAGACGGCUGAUAAUAGAGAGCGCCUGUCCCCUUUCGCGCUUCUCUCUAUCUGACAUUUGAUCUCGUCUGCCUGCACCCUUGGACGGCGUGACUCACGCUAUUCUUGUGGAGGCAAUGCUCGUGUGAAGACGGGUCCUUCUCCUCAGCGUAUCGAGUUCGCUGUGUGCUUAGCUAAGGAGGCUGCCAUGUAUUUGGAGACUAUUUUCAUCGCACUAAUUUUGAUAAUUAUUUUAUUUGUGCAGCGCGAUGUUUCAAAACCACGGAAUUUUCCUCCAGGUCCUCCGUGGCUGCCUGUUGUUGGAAAUUUUUUGUAUAUUCGGAGUCUCAUGAAAAAGGAAAAAUAUCAACAUAUGGCGUUUUCAUUUCUUUCUCAACAUUACAAUUCCGAUAUUAUCGGACUAAAAUUGGGAGAGAAUUUAGUCGUUGUCGUAUCAGGAAUGAAAUUGGUACAGGAUGUGCUCACAAAAGAAGAAUUUGAAGGUCGCCCUGACAAUUUUUUCAUUCGUCUACGAUCAAUGGGAACCAGGAAAGGCGUAACAUGUACGGAUGGCUACCUGUGGCAUGAUCAGCGUGCCUUCGUUUUGAGACACUUACGGAACCUGGGGUACGGAAAGCAAAAUAUGGAAAAUAUACUUCAUGACGAACUUAUUCAAUUACGAAAACAACUUGGUACAAGUAAUAACCAAAAAAUUAGAAUUGGUCCUCAAUUUGCCAAAGCUGUUCUCAAUACUAUGUGGACUUUAGUGGGAGGCUCUCGGUUAUCAAGUUCAAAGUUUUAUUUGGAUAAAAUGUUGGUGCUUCUUGAAAAGCGAACUAGAUUGUUUGACAUCAGUGGUGGACUACUAAAUCAUUUUCCAUGGCUGCGCUUUCUUGUUCCAUCUAAAACAGGUUAUAAACUAAUUAUGGAUAUUAACAACGAUCUAAAGACACUGUUUCAGGAAGUAAUAGCUGAACAUCUGUCAACAUAUGAUUCUGUAGAAACAAGAGAUUUAAUUGACGCUUAUCUUCACCAAAUGAAGUCAACGGAAAAGAAGAAUAAUAUUUUCUAUACAGAUGAUCAAUUAAUAAUGGUUUGCCUGGAUCUCUUCAUUGCUGGCUCGCAAACUACGAGCAACACGUUGGACUUCGCAAUUCUCCUCAUGGUUCUACACCAAGACAUUCAGAGGAAAGUGCAAAAGGAGAUAUGGUCAGUUAUCGGAACAGAACGUCUGCCAUCUAUUAAUGACAGAUACAAAAUGCCGUAUGUUGAUGCAGUAAUAUGUGAAGUUUUGAGAUUGUGUCAAGUAACACCAGUUGCUGGUCCAAGACGAGCUCUUAAAGACACUGAAUUGGGUGGCUACUAUAUACCAAAGAACACAAGUAUUCUUAUCAAUUUACAUUCUGUAAAUAAUGAUAAACAGCAUUGGAGUGAUCCAGAGGCGUUUAGACCUGAUCGCUUUCUUAAUGGCGAUGGGUCGCUGAGGUCAGAUGACCAUCUAAUUGCGUUUGGAUUAGGUCGAAGAAGAUGCCUGGGGGAGACGCUAGCCCGAAGUUGCAUUUUUCUCUUCUUCACGGGAAUUCUCCAGCACUACCAUAUACUUCCGGUUAAUGAUGAAAAUCCAGAUAUUACUCCUGUGCCUGGAAUGACAAUGGCUCCACAACCGUAUCAUGCAAAUUUUGUCCCAGCGGAAGUUUUUAUUGAUAACAGUGACUUACUUCCACAAUGAAUCGAAAAAAAUGCUAUCAAGAUUUUAGUGUAUCUCAAGAACACUGGUGCAAGUAUUUGAAGACAAAAGUUCAGAGAAUUUAUAACAAACGUCUGAAAAGUGACCGUUAUCAGUGUGUUAACGACGCUCAAGUGUUAAUAAUUAAAACUAGAAUAACCCUUCAAUUAUUGAGGUACUGAAGCCAAGGGAGACAAGCGACCUUUUAAAAAACCUUGAGUGCGUUUUCACUUAGUUUGGAUAUAAAAAUGUUUCAUUAUAUGUACGAGCGAUAAUUCUCGCAUAUAGCCGCUCUUACUUUUUUAAAAUAAACAAACAAGCAAAGGUCAAAUGAUAUUUAAAGAAAAAAGUCUUGCAAUAUUAUUUUAAAGGAGUUUCAAACUUAACCAUGGGAUAGGAAGUCUUGAAAAUUAUUGUAUUGUAUAUAUCAAAACAGUGUCUUCAAAAAAAACUUGAAAGCAAAAAUUAAGUUAUUGUAAAUUGUGUAAUAAGUAUUGUAAGACUAGGUUUAACUAGGCCAUAAGAACCUUGUGCAUUAACUCGAGAGUACUAUACAUAGAGUCGCCCGCACGUACCUCAACCUGCACUUGAUCAAUUGCUCAUGCAAUACUUUGAGGAACGGGCUACGGAUCAUCCGCGAUCUUUCCUUCCUUUUCCUUAUCCCCUCAUAUCCGCUUAGAUCUUGUCCUGGCUGAGACGAACGAUGCCUAGAGGGAGGAAGUUCCACAACCUGGCAUGUAUGUCGAUGCCACUUCCCACAUUCCACCUUGGAAAUGAUGAUUGGAGAUGGUUGGAUUUUCCAAUGAUGGUUCGAGCUGGGUUUGAGCAAUAUGGCCGCGAUCCCAAUUAACUGGCUUUAACAAAAACCUUUCGGGGCGAUUCUAUGUGUAGUAUUCUUUACGUUGAACAUACUGGUUGUGUAUUGAGUAUUGCGAACAAAUAUAUUAGAUGCUUUUUAAAGCUGUAGACCAGAUCUCAAUUACAACUUCGUUUUAAGUUGUGACGAUUUAUUGUUUUCUUUUUCUCCCAAACUCUCCCUCGGCUCUCCUCCAGCAUUCGCAGUGGGAGAAGCUGACCUAUGACAGAAAAUGCAGAUAUUUUCCAGGUUUUGUAAUGAGACCCCUGUAUAGCCUCAUAUACAGUAUCGUAACGCAGAGCCAUGUCGCUUGCCUUUCACUAAGGAGGGCUGGAUUCGAUUUCCAGACAAUUAAUGUGAAAUUUGUUCCAACAAAAAGAAUUUGCCUAUUUCACAAGGGCUAGUUCAACCCUACCCCUGUCCUUAUUCCUUCGCCAUUCUCGUUGCUGGAUAAUGGCGCAGGAAGACGUGUAAUGUAAGAAUCGCGUACGCGGAGAUGCUACCUGGCGGUUCUUUUUAAGACUGUGAUAAGACUUUUGGCCGUGACGAGAACCUUAAUGGAGGAUUACUCCAAAACGCUCAAUGCCAAAACGAGGGCUUGGAGACGCGUUGCAUUGAUUAAGAUGCAAUAAAUUCUUUCUCUUUCUUUAUAUUGUGAUAUGUGUUGGUAGAGCGCUGAAUGGCACGUUGCAUAUCACAUAGUAGUGCGCAAAGAGGUUAAGGACUUUUUGCUGGGCGCCAUCAGAGCCGCGGGUGGGGAGGGAUGGCGAUUCGCCUGCCAUUGCUUCCAGCGCUAUCCGGCAAUUCCUUUGACCUCGGUACCGGCCACCUUGGAAUACUGCUGAUUCUCCUAAUCAAGGUUUCUUGUUGAUAAUUACCUUCGACUUAAUGGAGUCUUAAGAGUCUCCAAGAACUCUUCCGAACGCGCGGUCGGGUUUAUGUUUCAAAACACUGUGAUUAAUUGGGAAUAUAAUGGCUGACCACGAACAAAGGCAAUACUCUUAUUGAGAAUAUUCUCAAAUGAGAUAUAUUAAUUCUAAUUACAUCAAUGUAUCAAAAUAAAGCACCUAUCGAAAUAUGUUUGGUCUUUAAAAAGUACUAGAUGUUAUUGUUCUUAAUAUUAUACUUUGAAAAUUACUUUCGUGUAGAAUUCGUCGAAUUGCUCUAUACUGAUUAUGUUCCUA
Molecule: messenger RNA, 3748 nt
Organism: Gryllus bimaculatus (two-spotted cricket)
Lineage: Eukaryota; Metazoa; Arthropoda; Insecta; Orthoptera; Gryllidae
Source: the annotation of a GenBank genome assembly